Molecule: messenger RNA, 1725 nt
Organism: Alternaria rosae
Lineage: Eukaryota; Fungi; Ascomycota; Dothideomycetes; Pleosporales; Pleosporaceae
Product: Mu homology domain-containing protein
Exons: 3
Coding region: 9-1430 (473 amino acids)
Biological process (GO): clathrin-dependent endocytosis; intracellular protein transport
Cellular component (GO): cytoplasmic vesicle; AP-2 adaptor complex
Molecular function (GO): clathrin-cargo adaptor activity
Source: RefSeq, a predicted model, not a curated record
CAAGCGAGAUGGUCCAAGCUCAAUCCCGCGGCGGCGUGGUGAGUGGAGCUCCGAGCAUCAACACGCCGAAGCCAGCCAAUUCCCUGCCGACGACCGCUGUCCCCUUCUACGUCGCUGCCAUGCUCUCUGGAAUUCUCAUCUUCAAUCAAAAGGGUGAGAACCUCAUCUUUCGCGCCUUUCGCAACGACUGCCGCCCGCGACUUGCCGAUGUCUUCCGCAUUCAAGUCAUCUCCAACGCCCAAGUACGCUCGCCCAUUCUCACCCUUGGCUCCACCACCUUUAGCCAUGUCAAACACGAGAACAUAUACCUGGUCGCCGUGACCAAGAGCAAUGCCAAUGCGGCGCUCGUCUUUGAAUUCCUGUAUCGUUUGGUGGGAUUGGGAAAGGCUUACUUCGGCAAGUUCGACGAGGAGGCCGUAAAGAACAACUUCGUACUGGUUUAUGAGCUGCUGGACGAGAUUCUUGACUUUGGAUACCCACAGAAUACCGAAACAGACACUUUGAAGAUGUACAUCACUACUGAAGGUGUCAAGUCGGAAAGGGCAAUGGAGGACUCCUCGAAGAUCACAAUGCAGGCAACCGGCGCCCUUUCCUGGCGGCGGGCCGAUAUCAAGUACCGCAAGAACGAAGCUUUCGUCGAUGUCAUCGAGGACGUCAACCUCCUCAUGUCCGCGACAGGAACAGUACUGCGAGCCGACGUGAACGGACAAAUCAUAAUGCGCGCAUAUCUCUCGGGCACGCCCGAGUGCAAGUUCGGCCUCAAUGACCGACUAACGCUGGGCGAAGAUCAUCUACAACAACCGUCUGGAAACAAGGCAGGCGCGAAGGCUACAAGGGCGGCAGCGGGAAGUGUGACGUUGGAAGACUGUCAAUUCCACCAAUGCGUGAAGCUGGGCAAGUUCGAUGCGGACAGGAUAAUAUCCUUUGUUCCGCCCGACGGCGAGUUCGAGCUGAUGCGCUACCGAGCGACUGAGAACGUCAACCUGCCUUUCAAGGUGCACGCCAUUGUCAACGAGGUUGGCAAGACCAAGGUCGAAUACAGCAUCGCCAUUCGCGCCAACUAUGGCUCCAAGCUUUUCGCAACAAAUGUUGUGGUGCGGAUACCAACACCCCUCAACACGGCGCGCAUCACCGAGCGGACAUCACAAGGCAAAGCCAAGUACGAACCGGAACACAACAAUAUCGUCUGGAAGAUACCGAGAUUCACUGGGCAAAGCGAAUUUGUGCUGAGUGCCGAGGCCAGUCUAACCAGCAUGACCAACCAGAAGGCGUGGUCCCGACCACCGCUCAAUCUGAGCUUCUCAUUAUUGAUGUUCACCAGCUCGGGGCUACUUGUGCGAUACUUGAAGGUGUUCGAAAAGAGUAACUACAGCAGUGUCAAGUGGGUGCGCUACAUGACGAGAGCGGGUAAUUAUGAGAUAAGGUUUUGAGCAUUAUUAUUCUGUACAUUAGCCUGGAUUUACACAGGUAUUAUUGCAUUGCAGGCGUCAUCAAGCCACUAAAGAUAUCCUUGAGCACAAUGAAAGUACAACAUCGGCUUUUCCAGCAUGGUUCCAUCUGUGACCGGAAGUUCAGGCUGAUCGUUCAAAGGACUAGCCACGGUCCUUUAAGUUCAUAUGACCAUUCUACCGUCUUCACCUCCGGCAUCACGCACGCGAAAGUCUAUGUCAGAGUACAACAUCUUGACAACAUACAUACAUACAUACAUACAUACAUACAUACAUA